AUGGUUGUAUACUUGAAUGAUAAGACAAAACUUGCUGUGUUGAAUAAAGCAUGUUAUUCUGGUGCAGAAGAAUGUGCUUUAUAUCUUCUGUGUGAGGGAGUAGAACCUGACAACGAGACACCGCUUAGAGUGGUGGAGGGAGGGAGUGUGAAAGUGUUACGUAAACUACUGGAGUAUGACGUCACCCCUACAGCGAGGGAUGAGUGCAAUAACAAUGUCCUACAUGAGGCGUGUGUGUAUGAGAGAGAAGAGAUGGUGACGUUGUUAUGUGACACUUACCCACACUUGGUACAUGACACUGAUUGGUGGGGACAAACCCCGCUCCAUUUUGUGGCACGGAGAGGAAACUGUUCUAUGUUACAGACAGUGGAGAG
This is a messenger RNA of Mizuhopecten yessoensis (Yesso scallop), 374 nucleotides long. Its product is annotated as ankyrin repeat-containing protein C6C3.08-like. The record is from RefSeq and is a predicted model, not a curated record. The annotation marks the transcript as partial. Gene Ontology annotation, molecular function: protein binding. The transcript has a single exon. NCBI's taxonomy places the organism in Eukaryota, Metazoa, Mollusca, Bivalvia, Pectinida, Pectinidae.